This is a messenger RNA of Balaenoptera ricei (Rice's whale), 591 nucleotides long. RefSeq names its product large ribosomal subunit protein uL5-like. Bases 1 to 537 code for a protein of 178 amino acids. Gene Ontology annotation, cellular component: ribosome; cytosolic large ribosomal subunit. The record is from RefSeq and is a predicted model, not a curated record. Gene Ontology annotation, biological process: translation. Lineage: Eukaryota; Metazoa; Chordata; Mammalia; Artiodactyla; Balaenopteridae. Gene Ontology annotation, molecular function: structural constituent of ribosome; RNA binding. The transcript has a single exon.
AUGGUUCAGGAUCAAGGUGAAAAGGAGAACCCCAUGCGGGAACUUCGCAUCUGCAAGCUCUGCCUCAACAUCUGUGUAGGGGAGAGUGGAGACAGACUGACCGGGGCAGCCAAGGUGCUGGAGCAGCUCACAGGCCAGACCCCUGUGUUCUCCAAAGCUAGAUACACUGUCAGAUCCUUUGGCAUCAGGAGAAAUGAAAAGAUCGCCAUCCACUGCACAGUCUGUGAGGCCAACGCAGAAGAAAUCCUGGAGGAAGGUCUAAAGGUGCGAGAGUGCGAAUUAAGAAAAAAUAACUUCUCAGGUACUGGAAACUUUGGUUUUGGAAUCCGAGAACACAUCAAUCUGGGGAUCAAAUAUGACCCAAGCAUUGGCAUCUACGGCCUAAACUUCUACGUGGCGCUGGGUAGGCCAGGUUUCAGCAUCACAGACAAGAAGCGCAGGACAGGCUGCGCUGGGGCCAAACACCUAAUCAGCAAAGGGGAGGCCAUGUGCUGGUUUCAGCAGAAGUAUGAUGGGAUCAUCCUUCCUGGCAAAUAAAUUCCCCUUUCAAUCCAAAAGGCCAAUAAAAAGUUUUCAGUGAAAUGUAAAAAA